This is a messenger RNA of Alligator sinensis (Chinese alligator), 1903 nucleotides long. RefSeq names its product mitochondrial translational release factor 1 like (gene MTRF1L). The transcript is spliced from 7 exons. NCBI's taxonomy places the organism in Eukaryota, Metazoa, Chordata, Crocodylia, Alligatoridae. The record is from RefSeq and is a predicted model, not a curated record. Bases 134 to 922 code for a protein of 262 amino acids. Gene Ontology annotation, biological process: translational termination. Gene Ontology annotation, molecular function: translation release factor activity.
GGGCUAAGGAGCAGGAGCUGCGGGAGACACAGGAGCUGGCGCACUCAGAUGAAAAUGAAGAUUUGCGUAAGCUUGCUGAAAAGGAAAUCAUUUCUUGCCAGGAAGAGGUAGCUGAACUGAAACGCCAGAAGAAAUGGACAACAAUGACCUUGUCAUGGAAUUAGCUGCUGGAGUUGGAGGACAAGAAGCCAUGCUAUUCACUGCAGAUAUAUUUGAUAUGUAUCAACAGUAUGCUGCUUAUAAAAGCUGGAGCUUUGAAAUACUGGAAUACUUUCCCAGUGAAAUAGGUGGCUUGAGACAUGCAGUAGCCAGCAUAGCAGGUCCUGAAGCAUACAAGAACCUGAAGUUUGAAGGAGGAGUGCAUCGUGUUCAGCGAGUGCCAAAGACAGAGAGGCAGGGACGUAUUCACACCAGCACAAUGACUGUUGCAAUAUUACCCCAACCCACUGAGAUUGAUCUGUCAAUUGAUCCGAAAGAUUUACGAAUUGAAACUAAGCGAGCCAGUGGAGCUGGAGGCCAGCAUGUAAAUAAAACGGAGAGUGCUGUGCGGAUUGUCCAUAUUCCAACAGGUGUGGUGGCUGAAUGCCAAGAACAAAGAUCUCAGUUGAAAAACAAAGAGAAGGCUAUGAAAGUACUUCACGCUAAACUGUAUAAUAUCCAGGUGGAAGAAGUAACAAGAAAGAGAUGCAGUACCCGAAAGAUUCAGAUUGGGACCAGAGGAAGAUCUGAGAAGAUCAGAACAUACAACUACCCACAGGAUCGGGUGACUGACCACCGGAUAAGCAGAUCAGUGCAUCACAUUGAAAAAUUCCUGUUAGGGGAAGAAUUGCUAGAUGAAAUGAUAAAAUCCCUGAGGGAAUAUGCUGAUUAUGAAUCUUUAAUGGAAAUUAUUUCAGCAAACGAACAAACAAAACUUACCUGAACUUUGUGCUUUGCCAAGCCCUGGUAUGAAUGCUUACCCAAAUCAGCUGCACAACAGCUUGCUGGAGCAUCAUACAAAAGGUAUAAGUGGCUUUUUAGUUCAUGAAAAAGGACCAUCUCCUCACUAUUUAUAGUCAGUUCUUCCACUUGUUGAAGUAGAAGACUGUAGUGUCUUUGUACUAAAACAUUGUUGUUACAGUGUUGAAAACUUAAAGUAAAAUGACUGAGUACAAAGUGACUGCCGGUUUUGUAUCCUCCAGUGAAAAGACACUGCUACUCCACUCUCAAAAGGGAUGCAGAAAAAAAUGCAUUAUUUUAUGCUUCAGGCUUCAUCUAAGUCAUAGCCUAAAAGCCAGGUCGUUAAAAAAACAAACAAACAAACAAAACUACACACAAAUUACCCUGUUUUUUCUGAAUAAUUUUAUAUAAAAUGGUUGCUAAAUGCCCUCUACAAAUCCAGACAAGAUGUAAAUAAGAAUUCUUAAGAUUUUGAAUGGGGUUGAGGAGUAAAGGGUUAUUUUAAAACACUUCCUUCAUGUCUUUUUCCUUCAUCCACUCCUUUGUUUCCUUUGGCUUCUAAAUAGACAGCUAAAAUAGACUUCGAGAUAAGUCUUUUCUUUUCUUGAAUCCUUAGAUUAUUUCAGUUGCAGUUUGACAUCCAGUCUAUUUCUUAGUUGUCGGCUUUAAUUACAGAAAUGUUAAAUUGGGUGUGGACUGUUUUUCCUUUUCUGUGACUUUCAGCUAUGUGUAUAAACAGUCUGAUUUGUACGUGUGAAGGAAACCUUGCUUUUCUGGUCUACUAACGUACAGUUGUAUACAGUUAAAUAGUGGAUAAAUGGGAAGCAUUGAAUACAUGUUUGCAUGCAGUGUAUAUUUAAACACUGUAAUAUGACAAUCUGAAACCAAUAGUGUAAAAGAUCCAAAAUGUUCUUACCAUACUAUAUCAUCAUGCAUUGCAUAUAUAAUAAAAUCUAUAAGCCAA